UCGAAGUAGCAUCAAAGUAUUCUAAAAGAAGAAGAAAAUGGAAACUACCGCCUUUAACACAACAUCAAGAAUUGGAAGCUGGUCAUCAGCUAUUUCUCGACCUCUACAAACAUGUAGUUCUUUCAAGUGCCGAUUACCAACACGAAGAGGUAUUGUAGCUGAUCUUCGAAACUCCAACUUCCGAUGGAGGAAAGCAGCAACAACAACAAGCAGAGGGAAUGUUUCAACAGAGGCAGUUAAAAUUCCUACGUCAGUACCAGUAAGAGUGGCGCGUGAGCUAGCUCAAGCAGGAUACCGGUAUCUCGACGUUAGGACACCAGACGAAUUCAGCAUCGGACAUCCAACUAGAGCCAUCAACGUACCUUACAUGUACAGAGUCGGAUCAGGAAUGGUUAAGAACCCGAGUUUUCUAAGACAGGUCUCGUCCCACUUCAGGAAACAUGACGAAAUCAUCAUUGGUUGUGAGAGCGGGCAAAUGUCAUUCAUGGCUUCAACUGAUCUUCUCACUGCUGGCUUCACGGCGGUCACAGACAUUGCUGGAGGUUACGUCGCUUGGACAGAGAAUGAGCUGCCGGUAGAAGAGUGAAAACAAACAUGACCAAAUCACCUCCUGUAAUUAUCAAUAAACUAUGUAGAUGUUCUCAAUACAAGUGUUUAUGUAUC
Messenger RNA from Arabidopsis arenosa, 663 nucleotides. Lineage: Eukaryota; Viridiplantae; Streptophyta; Magnoliopsida; Brassicales; Brassicaceae. The record is from the annotation of a GenBank genome assembly.